Punctularia strigosozonata HHB-11173 SS5 is the source of this 785-nucleotide messenger RNA. RefSeq lists its product as uncharacterized. Lineage: Eukaryota; Fungi; Basidiomycota; Agaricomycetes; Corticiales; Punctulariaceae. The transcript has 3 exons. The coding region runs from base 9 to 785 and encodes 258 amino acids. The record is from RefSeq and is a predicted model, not a curated record.
CGACGAUCAUGCUCCUGUCCUCAGCCAGCUUCGUCGUCCGCGUACGACCGCAACUGAGCGCGGCUUUCAGCCUCGGCGGAUUAUUUUCCUUCGGGACCGCGUCGGCAUCAAAGGGCGGGAAUGUCACUGCGUAUACCAUCCGCACGCCUCCGGCUACCUCACCUCGAGAAGUGCCCACUCCGCUAGUCUUCCUAUCGUCUAGCGCAUGGGAUGGGGCGAGCGCUCAGAGCAUGCGCGACUUCGCGAGCAUGUUUGCGGAACGAGGCUACACUUGCCUGGAGAUAGACCUCGGCCGCCCAGAGACAAUAGGAUCCUCAGAAGCAUUGAUUGAUCUCGUUGUCGUGUUGUUGAUUGGAUCCCUGGCCGCAGAAUUGCGCUCGCAUAUACGCCUGACUGCCAUUCCGUUUGCACCCGUGUUGAUUGCAAGGGAUGGAGGCACUCUCAUCGCCCAAAGCUACGUCGAAUCCAACCCGGCUACAGGCCUAAUCAUGAUUUCACCACCUGCUUCGAACACAUCUUUCGCUACCAGCUACUCGUCUCACUCAACGCGCUUGCCGACCCCUCUUCCUGAGUUUACGUAUGAACCGAAGUUUCCCAUCGCGAUCCUCGGCUCUCCCUCAGAGAUCGUAUCUCUGAAAAGAGAUCAUCGCCUGGGAAAAAUUGGAAGCCAAGGAGGUUCGUCACGGUGGACGAGAGGAGGCGUCCAUUGGCUUCAGGUUCACGAUACCAUGGGCCAAGAGGCGCGUACCCAGAUGGAGUUGUGGUUGGAUGAGAUCGGGGUAUAG